UUUACCCAGAACACCAUAUCGGACAGAGAAAAGUUUGGAAGAUCUGAAAUUAACUGAAGGAGACAACUGUACGACCCCGGGUCGCCCUGGUCGAGGCGGCGAAGAGGAAGAGGAGGAGAAGAGGAGCUCCGUUUGUGAUGGCAUGAAGGAAAAGGUCUUCAUGAUUUUCAUUAGCUGGGUCAUCAUAACGAUCAUUCUCCUCUACGUGUGCUACGUGUACGCCAGGCAGGGCAGAUGCUGGUCGUCCCGUGAAGGAACCAUCGCGCAGGAGAAUGAAGACACGAGUGAGUGCAAGUACUCAGUGUUCGUCGUCCAUUCCUCACAUGACCGUGAGAUAGUUCGAAAUAAGAUCAUCAUACCUCUUUUCCAACGCGGGUACAGUGUCGCCUGGCACGAGAAUGUGUUCGUGCCCGGCGCUUGGAUAUUGGAGAACAUCGAGCGAGCGGUCAGGAAUUCGCAAAGCAUGGUGGUCUUCGCUACUGACAAUUUGGCAGCAAGCAGGUGUUCUCUCCAAGAGAUUCGUCGCGGGCGCUACGAGGAAAUGGACCGAGAGGGAUUCAGGAUUAUGGCUUUGGUCACAGAAACGCUUCCCAGGGCGCUGAAAAAGGAACUCUACGAGAUCGUCGCGCUCCGCACGCACAUCCAGUACAGCGACAGAGACUACAUCGAGAAGAUCUGCAACUUUCUGCCCCCCCCGCGGCCGGUUCCGCUGCAGGACGCGUCCCUUCCGAACGCCUUCAGCAUCCGGUCGCAACUGGAUCGCUUUGAUGAGAUGCGGAGAGAAAACAGGAACCAGAGUAUGUCUAAUGUCGUGCACUUGCAUCGGGACAAUGAAGCUUUUGUCAUCGACCAGUACACCGCGUCCAUCACUAGUGGAACGUGGAAGGCCCCCUGGCCAUCGAUGUCGGAAGAGGAGAUGCAUCAGAUGCUUUCAAGGUACUUGAAGAGCCCAGAGAUGCCCGCGGAGUGCUACGCGGAAACAAGGAGUCUGAACUACGUGUUAUUGGAGCAGGACAACGAGGAUGAAAGUUCAGCCUGCAUGGACGUUUUCUCCAGGCUCUCCGUCACGAGGACUACCUGUCGGUUUUGAGAGGGAGAGGGAUAGGGAUUAGGAUUGGGAGGGAGAGGG
Penaeus vannamei (Pacific white shrimp) is the source of this 1129-nucleotide messenger RNA. Lineage: Eukaryota; Metazoa; Arthropoda; Malacostraca; Decapoda; Penaeidae. The record is from RefSeq and is a predicted model, not a curated record.